Molecule: messenger RNA, 2451 nt
Organism: Acanthosepion pharaonis
Lineage: Eukaryota; Metazoa; Mollusca; Cephalopoda; Sepiida; Sepiidae
Source: the annotation of a GenBank genome assembly
AUGCAAACCAUAUUGAAUUUGCUGCAUUGUUUCCACCUGAAAAAACAAGCUGGCUGCCCUCCUCAUUUUUUUACUCCUCUGUGCCAUGGCUUAUCUCACCUGCAAUCCCUUCCCAAUACUUUUUCUUUUCUGUAUGCAGAAACUUCUUUUUAUUUCACUUUAUUCAAUCUCCCUCCCUCAACUGCAAUGGCACAUCAUAUUCAAAUUACUUUCUAUCUUUUACACUCCCUACGCCUUCCUUUUUGGAGACGUAAAAACCGCUCACUAACGCAAAGGGCUGCACACACCUUUCUUCUUUCACCCAGUUCCACAUUUCCGACUGGCGGAUCAUCAUGCCUCUUAACGCUCGGAUCAUCAAUCCCAAGUAGCAGGUCGUACCGAGGGGCCUUUUUGACUUCACCUUCUUCUUCUUUAGCACUGAAACUCCCUCCGUCUGCUGGGGAACUGGACGUCCUAAAUGCUGUGUUAAAAUGGGGUGAACACCAGUUGGUUAAGCGGAUAGAGGAAAGAGAACCUAAUCUUUUAAAUCACACAGCCCAUAGUGUGAGCAAGAAAGGUAUACGCAAACGAGACUUGAACGAUGUUGAACUCAGAGAAAUCUUAGCAGAACUUUUACCCCACAUCCGCAUGGAUCAUGUAAUACCUUCUAACAGUGAGGUGCUGAAUAGUGCAAUAAAAAGAGGUCUGGUCAGUACGCCCCCCUCUCAUAUGAUUGCUGAUGAAGGAGCUUCCAGCAAAAAGCCAGUUUUAGUCGAUAUUUUUUUUUGUUUCUUUUCUCAUCUCUCUCUCUCUCCUCUGUCUCUCUCUCUCUCUCUCCUCUGUCUCUCUCUCUCUCUCUCCUCUGUCUCUCUCUCUCUCUCUCCUCUGUCUCUCUCUCUCUCUCCUCUGUCUCUCUCUCUCUCUCCUCUGUCUCUCUCUCUCUCUCUCUCUCUCUCUCUGUCUCUCUCUCUCUCUCUCUCUCUGUCUCUCUCUCUCUCUCCUGUCUGUCUCUCUCUCUCUCCUCUGUCUGUCUCUCUCUCUCUCCUCUGUCUGUCUCUCUUUUCUCCUCCCCCUCUCUCCCUGUCUGUCUCUCUCUCUCUCUCUCUCCCCCCCUCUCUCUCCCCUCUUUCCUCUUUCUCUCUUCAAAGUGCUGGUAACUUUUGCAUACAAUUAAUAUCUAAAAGUAUGUUGGAAGAACACCUGGGUCAGGUUCAGGAGAAUGACAUGGUGAAUGUACGUAUGAUUCACAUGUCCUCUAUACCUGACACACUUUAUAUGGUUGAAGAUCGACAGUAUGCUGUACCUUCUGUUGCCUACUUGGCACCUACCUCCACUGUUGAUGUAAUUGCUGGAACCAUACCUGUCCCUGACCGAAAUACUCUAAUAAUGAUGUUGCACCGAGAACAAGAACUCCAAAGAACAAAGCUAAUCCAAAAGGCUUACUCCCUCCCAUAUGCUGACAAACGGGCAGUGACAUAUCAGAUUAAGUUACGGGUAGUGCGAGAAUUUGGCCUGCCAGAUUCGGCCGUGGAAAUCUUGCAGAACAGUCAGUAUUACUACCCAGAAGAAUCACAAUAUGUGGAACGACAAUAUCAGGUGAACUCUUCCUCAUCAUCUUCAUCUCCGAGCCGGCACAAGCACAGUCCAAGCACUCCUGUGCCAUCCCCAACACGAUCUUACAGUCCUGUGGUGGUCAGCUGUCCUCAGGUAACAACACUUGACUGUGUUGCCCAUUGUACAACCCACCCUGACCUCAAGCAUAGUCCUUCUACACCUGUACCCUCUCCAACCAGGUGUUACAGCCCCGUACAGAAUGAUCCCAACUCAUGUGGUGAGAGUGCUCUGAGCGACAUGAUGCCUGACAUUGCCAUGGCAACAGCCUCCCUGAAUCAGAUGCAUAUGCACGAAUCAGGAGAAUUAGACUUGGACAUUGUGUCAGAUGGAAACCACCAUGGAACGUUCUCUAUUCUCCUCCCUGUUUUUUUCUCUCUCUCUCUCCCCACUCUGCUCCCUUUUGCUUUCCCUCCCCUCCCUUUGUCUCUCUCUUUUUGCUCCCCCUCCCUUUGUCUCUCUCUUUUUGCUCCCCCCUCCCUUUGUCUCUCUCUUUUUGCUCCCCCUCCCUUUGUCUCUCUCUUUUUGCUCCCCCUCCCUUUGUCUCUCUCUCUUUUGCUCCCCCUCCUUUUGUCUCUCUCUUUUUGCUCCCCCUCCUUUGUCUCUCUCUUUUUCUUUUGCUCUCCCUCCCUCUCUGCUUCCCCCUCUCUCUUUUCCCUCUCACCCCUCCCUUAUAUCUCUAUCUUUUUGCCCCUCCCUUUCUCCCCCCCAUUUAUCUAUCCUGUUGUUUACUUUUUUCACAAUUUUCCUAUUUUUAUUUUCAUAUCUUUUCAGCUGUCACACAUUUCAUUUUUAUCACCUUCAGACAUCCAUACCUCUGGAACACCAAGACUCAUGACAUAUUACCUUUUCUAUUUCUAA